UUGAAAUGUCAAGGCUGGCAGGCUAUACAAAAAAUAUAACAAAGCUCAAAAAUCGAUUAUUAUACUUAGCCAUAACGAAGUAGUAGUACAUCAAAGAAACAAAAAAGCUGUUAUCAAAAACAAAAAUGGGGAAAAUCCUCUGUCUUUCUCUUCUACUUGUCCUUCAAACACUCCAUGUUGUUAACGCGGUCAAGUGUUUCGGAAGCUCCUUCAACGUUAACAGCAGUUACGCUCAGAAUCGCCCGAAAGUGUUCCCUACUCUUGCUGAUAAAGUCGUCACUAACGGCGGAUUCUACAACGCUUCACUCGGCCAAUCUCCCGACAGAGUAUAUGCUCUUGUCAUCUGCGCAAGAGGCUACGACAAAGACGCUUGUUACAAUUGUGUCCAAUCAUUGACUCAGAACACACAAACAGAAUGUCGAAGCCGCAUGGAUUCGUUCAUAUGGGGAGGCAAUGACGAUGUAACUUGUCUUGUACGUUCCUCAAACCAGUCCACUUUUGGGAACCUCCAGCUUAAACCUCCUGUUGUAUGGCCAAGUCCAGAUAAUAUCGAGUCAUCUAAAAACUUGACUCUUUUCGAACAACAGUGGGAAGAAAUGGUUAAUCGGACCCUCAAGGCUGCCACAGAAGCUGCAACUUCCUCGGUACUUAAGUACUACAGCGUCGAAAAAGCCGGGUUCACGGAGUUUCCAGAUGUUUACAUGCUGAUGCAAUGCACACCCGACAUAACUUCCCGAGAUUGCAAGCAAUGUUUGGGAGAUUCCGUGAUGUAUUUUAGAAAAGAUUAUAUGGGAAGAAAAGGAGGCAUGGCUAGUCUUCCAAGCUGUUAUUUCAGAUGGGAUCUAUAUGCUUUCCAUAAUGCUUUUGAUAAUGUAACCAGAGUUCCUGCACCUCCUCCUCGACCUCAGUCUCAGGAAAAGCAGAGCUGCAUAACAGAGAAAAAAGGAAAAAGCAUUGGGUAUGGCGGAAUUAUCGCAAUAAUUGUGGUUCUUACUUUUAUAAAUAUCUUGGUGUUUAUUGGCUUCAUCAAAGUCUAUGCACGGAGGGGGAAAUUAAAUAAUGUUGGGAGUGCAGAGUACUCUGAUUCUGAUGGUCAAUUCAUGUUACGGUUUGAUAUUGGUAUGAUCUUAAUGGCAACUGAUGACUUCUCUUCUGAAAAUACGCUUGGCCAAGGUGGAUUUGGUACGGUCUAUAAGGGGACAUUUCCAAACGGGCAAGAGGUAGCGGUAAAGAGACUAACAAAAGGAUCAGGACAAGGAGAUAUGGAGUUUAAGAAUGAGGUGUCACUCUUGACAAGACUCCAACAUAGGAAUCUAGUUAAGCUUCUUGGGUUCUGUAAUGAAGGAGAUGAAGAGAUUCUUGUCUACGAGUUUGUCCCCAACUCAAGUCUUGAUCACUUUAUCUUUGAUGAAGACAAGCGUUCUCUUCUUACAUGGGAGGUGAGGUUCAGAAUUAUAGAAGGCAUUGCUAAAGGUCUUCUCUAUCUCCAUGAAGAUUCUCAGCUGAAGAUUAUUCAUAGAGACUUGAAGGCAAGCAACAUACUUUUAGACGCAGAGAUGAACCCUAAAGUUGCGGAUUUCGGGACUGCUAGGCUGUUCGACACCGAUGAGACUCGAGCUGAAACAAGACGAAUAGCUGGAACCCGCGGAUAUAUGGCUCCCGAAUAUCUGAAUCACGGGCAAAUCUCGGCUAAAUCUGACGUUUAUAGCUUUGGUGUUAUGCUUCUAGAGAUGAUAAAUGGUGGAAGAAACAAUAGCUUUGAAGGAGAAGGACUUGCAGCUUUUACAUGGAAGAGAUGGGUUGAAGGAAAGCCUGAGAUUAUAAUUGAUCCUUUAUUGAUAGAAAAUCCAAGAAACGAGAUCGUCAAGUUGAUCCAGAUUGGAUUGUUGUGUGUUCAAGAGAAUGCAGCAAAGAGACCAAACAUGAGCUCUGUAAUAAUUUGGCUUGGCAGUGAGACUAUCAUCAUUCCUUUACCUAAAGCUCCUGCUUUCACUUGGAGUCGAUCCCAAUCUGAAAGUGGUGCAAUGUCAAUAAGCGACGAUGUCUUCACAGAGUUGAGUUGUCGUUAAAAGAUAAAUCAGUUAAUCAAAAUGUUGUUUCUGAAACUGAAGGCAAACUAUACAUUAUUGUAUCUUGUUAGUUGUUUAUCUUGAUCAUUAUCAUGAUCAAGGAACCUUUCAUUGUAUUUUGUGGUCUUGAGAUAUUUUCCCUUUUGGCAAAUAGACAGUUAAUGUUUGAAGUCUUUACAUUCUAAGCUUUUGUAAGCUUCUUCACAUA
Messenger RNA from Arabidopsis lyrata subsp. lyrata, 2277 nucleotides. Its product is annotated as cysteine-rich receptor-like protein kinase 40. Gene Ontology annotation, molecular function: ATP binding; protein kinase activity. The record is from RefSeq and is a predicted model, not a curated record. Lineage: Eukaryota; Viridiplantae; Streptophyta; Magnoliopsida; Brassicales; Brassicaceae. Gene Ontology annotation, biological process: protein phosphorylation.